This is a messenger RNA of Entrophospora candida, 1587 nucleotides long. The record is from the annotation of a GenBank genome assembly. Lineage: Eukaryota; Fungi; Glomeromycota; Glomeromycetes; Entrophosporales; Entrophosporaceae.
AUGUUUCUUCGAAAUAUAUCAUCUAAAAUAAUAUCAUCGACUAUUCCAACUUUUAGAAUUAAUAGCAUUGCAUUUUUAUCUCGUGGAUAUAGUACAAAAAAAUUUACCAAAGAACACGAAUGGAUAGAAAUUAAAGAUGAUGAAGGCUCAGUUGGAAUUAUAGGUAUUACAGAUUAUGCACAAAAUUCUCUUGGUGAUGUAGUUUAUGUUGCAUUGCCUGAUAUUGGACUUGAAGUUAAGAAAUCAGACGUUCUAGGCUCAGUUGAAAGUGUUAAAGCUGCCAGUGAUAUCUAUGCUCCUAUUAGUGGUAAAGUUGUUGAAUCUAAUGAAAAAUUAUUAACUGAACCUGUUUUAAUUAACAAUAGUUGGUUAUGUAAAAUCAAACUCUCCGAUUCAUCAGAAUUAAAAGAAUUAUUGGAUGAAGUUAUACGUUUAACAAAAAAGCAAUUUUUAAUGCCUGGAUUUGUGGACACUCAUACACAUGCUCCACAAUAUCCUAACGCUGGUACUGGAAUGGAUCUUCCAUUACUUGAAUGGUUGAAAAAGUACACUUUCCCACUUGAAAAAUCCUAUUCGUCAAUGGACUUUACCAAAAAAAUCUAUCCAAUUGUAGUAAAUCAUUUGUUACGUAAUGGCACUACAACAGCUGUUUAUUAUGCAACCAUUCAUUUGGAAGCUAGUAAAUAUCUGGUGGAUGUGAUUAAUCAGAAAGGUCAACGAGCGUUUGUUGGUAAAAUUAAUAUGGAUUGUAAUAGUCCAAUUGAUUAUAUUGAAGAAAAUGUUGAAUCUAAUUCCAUUGGUACUCUGGCAAAAAAAUAUGAUAUACCAAUUCAAUCACAUCUUUCAGAAAAUACUGCAGAGUUAGAACUUGUCAAAAAGUUGUUUCCUCAUAUCAAGAAUUAUACGGCAGUUUAUGAUCAUUAUGGACUAUUGAAUCAUCAAGCAAUAAUGGCCCAUGGUAUUCAUUUAUCAUCGGAAGAGAGAAAACUACUUAGACAACGUAAAGUUGGCAUAUCACAUUGUCCCAAUUCAAAUUUUGCUCUUCGAUCCGGAGUGUGCAAUGUUAGACGAUUGUUGAAUGAUGGUAUUAAAGUUGGUUUGGGUACAGAUAUUAGUGGGGGCCAUGCAAAAUCUAUGUUAGAUGCUAUAAGAAGUGCAAGUACAGCAAGUCGUGUUAUUCAUAUGGCGUCAUCAGAAAAAGAAGGCGAAGAAUGUGAUGAUAAUGAUAAUAGUAUCAGUGCGUAUUCAAGCUUGACGCUUUCAGAGUUAACAUAUUUGGCAACAAUGGGUGGUGCAGAAUUGGUAAAUCUUCAAAACGUUAUUGGUAAUUUUAUAAUUGGUAAGGAGUUUGAUGCGUUAUGGGUUGAUCCAGAAGCAAAGAAUUCACCACUUGAUAUAUUUGAUAAUAUUGAUGAUGCUUUAGAAAGAAUUUUUGAAAAAUUUCUAUUUCUUGGUGAUGAACGAAAUCUUAAAGCUGUAUUUGUAAAAGGAAGAAGGGUGUCUGUAGUGAUGGUAGAAGAAGAUGCCGCUGCUGCUAAUGUUCGCGCUUUAGCUUGUCUUACAGAUGAAGCUGUCGACAAUCCAUAA